UAGAGGUUCAAGAAAGUAACAUUGCAGAUUAAGCGAACUUACUUUCCUGAUUGAUUUUUUUCGGGAAAAAUAUUAUUGUUUUCGUUGAACUCCAGAAACUUUUUAUAUUGCUUUUCCAGAUGGUGCUGGUUAAUUUUGCAAAGUGAUUGAAGUAGGAUGGCUUCUUCUUCUUCGUCCACUACUGUUGAAGUGAAGAAGCAUGAUGUAUUCCUCAGUUUCUGUGGUGUUGACACCCGCAACACUUUUACCAGCACUUUAUGUGGAAUUUUGAAGAGUAGAAGUAUAAAUGUUUUCAUUGAUGACGAACUUGAGAGAGGAGAACAUAUAUCUUCAUCUCUUAUAAAUGAAAUUUCAGAUUCCAUGAUUUCAGUUAUCAUUUUGUCGGAAGGUUAUGCAUCUUCAAGGUGGUAUCUGGAAGAACUUGUGAAGAUCUUGGAGUGCAGGGAUACGCAAAAACAAGGGGUAAUACCAGUUUUCUAUCAUAUCUAUCCAUCAGAUGUAAGGAAUCAAACUGGAAAUUUCGGAGAGGGAUUUAAAAAGCUUGUAGAAAGUUAUGAUAAGGAGAAGUUACAGAGGGUACAAAUGACAAAAGAACAAUUUAAAGAUAAGGUGCUGCAGUGGAAGAAUGCUUUGACAGAAGCAGCUAAUAUAUCCGGCCGAUCAACACAAGAGGACCCGUUCGAUUAUUAUCUUGCAAAUAAAGUUGUCCAAGAUAUUUGGAAGAAACUAAACAUCAUGAUCCCAACUAAUGAAUACAAAAAAUUGGUUGGAGUUGAAUCAACCAUCCGCCAUAUUGAAGAUUUAUUGUGCACAAGGUCGAGAAAUGUCCAUGCUAUAGGAAUUUGGGGAAUGCCUGGUAUAGGCUUCUUAUUUUGCUGA
Messenger RNA from Mangifera indica (mango), 879 nucleotides. Its product is annotated as putative disease resistance protein At4g11170. NCBI's taxonomy places the organism in Eukaryota, Viridiplantae, Streptophyta, Magnoliopsida, Sapindales, Anacardiaceae. Gene Ontology annotation, biological process: defense response; signal transduction. Bases 157 to 879 code for a protein of 240 amino acids. The record is from RefSeq and is a predicted model, not a curated record. The transcript has 3 exons.